AUGUGGAGCUACAAGUUUGUUGGGACCUUCGGCCUGGGGUGCUUGCUCAGCUACAAGGCUUGGAAGUUCUUCGGGAUUGGGGAGCUGAUCGACGACAGCCUGAAUGCGCUGAGGUCGGCUUCAGAGACUGCUGAGAGGGUGACUGACACCUAUGACAAUUUUGCUGAGCGCUGGGAAGAGGGAGGUUUUGAUUCGAUGAUCCUUGGCGGCCUGGCGGUGGCCUUCGUCGCCAUGCUGGUCUACUCCCUCGGAGGUUGUGAUAUGAAGAAGAAGCGUUUCAACGGAGAGGGUUUCGUCACCGACUCUGACAGUGAAGGUUUAGUUGACCUCGGCACGGCCGCCUCGGACACCGAUGAUGACGACGGGCUCAUGAGGCACCCUGGCAUGCGUAUGCUUCUGGAACAACAGGCGGAGCUUCAGAGCCAGAUCGCGAGGCUUUCGGCUAAGAAGACGAGUGACAGCAGCGACGAGGGUGACACGAGGUUCACGGCCGCGCAGGAGGACGAGUCAGUCAAGAUGGGUAUCGACAAGCUGAUGGCGAGGUUGAUGGCGCAUGAGAAACAAGUCUCGGAUGAUCAGGGUGGCGCUGGCGGGGCGGUGCGAGGUAAGGUGGUCUCAUCACUGGACGGGCUGAGCGCCUCGGCAGUGAAGAACUUCGUCUCGCAGGGUCAGCCAGGGAAGUCGGUCGACCACUACAUCCAGGAGCUGGAGCAGGAGGCCCGCGACCCGCGGACUGCCAUGCUGUCCCAGCUGAAGCAGUAUGAGACCGCGGACUGGAGCAUCGGGCCGUCGCAGUCUCGCAUCGCUCCCAUGGUCCUGGCCAGGAUGUAUAAGUUCGGGACGAGCGCCAAGUUCCAGGUCCAGCAGUAUGUUCGGUCGAAGGAGCUGGAGUCAUGCCAUGCUGCAAGCGAGAUGGCGCUGAUGGCCGCCAUCCUGGAUAGGAUGUUGAACGCCGACCAGGACAUGGUCAACAGCCAGGCGGUCGAGGUCAUCUGCAGGCGCCUGUACGGUCUCUUCCGUGCGUUCGAAUAUGUCAAGAAGCAGAGUGAUUGGAAGCAACCACGUGGUGAAGGUGGGAAACGCUGGAAGAGCAAGGUGCGGCGGGAGCUCGCAGACGAGUACGACGCGGUCGCGCUUGAGAGCGACGGCUGGGCCAUCGCAGACGCCGACGAGGAGGUCCGCAAGCGCUUGGAGCGGAAGGCUUUGUUCAACAAGUACCUUGACAAGGCCUUCCCCGACGGUGGCAAGGCAAGCGCGGAGCGUCGCCGCCUUUGCUUUGUGCUCUUCAAGUACCUGUUCAAGUUCGUGAUCUUGGUGACGGUCCUGAGCGACCUCUUUUGCGGCUUCGGCGUGGGCUCUGACCUGGAGGAGGAGAGCUCCAGCGCGGACAUCGGCUUGACGAUCAGGAGGGUCAACAGGUCGGUGAACGCCAUCUCGUGCAUGCACCGCGGGGUGCUGGACGGGAGGGAGGUGGCGCGGGGCCUCUGGAGUCGCUGGCGGGCCCGAGCAUCGUGGGGAAGUCUCGCCGACGGAGCGCCGGUUUUAAAGCAGCUGGCGUCGCGGGCCGUCGGAUGGUAUCAGGCGAAGGAGAAGGAGGGAGCGGCCGCGGGGCCGCAGCGUGGCGACAUGUGCCCUAUGAAGGUCAGCGAGGUGCCCCUCCCGCCGCCGGGGUCAGUGCCGAUCCCGAUCGAGACCAUGUCGCCGUCGAGUCGCCCGUGCCCAAGGGAGCCGAUAAGGACGAUGGUGCUCGGCGACCACGAGGUAGACUGGGCGGCUUGCGACGUGAUCAAGCCGCGCAGCGACCCCAGCCUGAAGCAGAAGCAGGUGAAGCUGGAGCUGCUGGAGAGGCUGGCCGAGUCGGGCAUGCUCGGGAUGUGCGACGAGGUGGUGGAGGAGGUAAAGGUUUUCACAGUCCUGAAGAAGAUCGACGAGAAGACGGGGCAGCGGAGCUCGAGGCUGAUUUGGGACAUGAGGAGGUCCAACAUGAGGUUCCGGAGUCCGCCCUGGGUCGCCAUGGGCUCGGCCGCGGCCCUCUGCGGGGUCGACUUGAGUUCGAGUGUGCGUGGGGGCCUGGAGGUGACCAGCUUCGUCGGGGAUGUGCCGGACUUCUUCAACAAUCUGCUCUUGCCGGAGGGUUUGUGGGGCUACUUCGGGUUCGAGGGCGUGUCUGGAGAGGAGUUGCGGGCGCAUCUGCCGAAGCGAGGGCGGCAGGGCCGAGUCGAGCAACUCGGAGGUGGAGUUCGAGUUUGUUUGCGGGCGCUGCCCAUGGGCUUCGCGUGGGCGGUCUUCUUUGCCCACUCGGCCCUGCAGGACGUGAUGGAGGGCGAAGGCGGGCUGAGCGUGGCAGGGAGGGUGCAGCAUGGCGUUCCCCCUCCCCAGUUCUAUCGCGAGUCGCUCUUGCACUGGAUCUUCAUCGACGACUACGCAGGGUUCCGUCUCGAGCCCAAGGACGUCGCGGUGGAGGAGCUUCAGGUGAAGAAGGACGGAGCGAGGGCCAGGCUGGCCCUGGAGGCGGUCGGGCUGUCAGCUCACAAGGAGGACGUCGGGCGGGGCCUCGAGCGCUCGCUGGGGGUCACCCUGGACGCGGACAGCAAGGUCUUGCAGGUGGUGGAGGAGAAGAUCCGCGUGGCGGUGCUGACUACGGAGGCGCUGCUGAAGCAGGACCGGGCCGUCCCCACGGCGGUCGAGUCGCUGAUGGGUGUCUGGGCGUGGAUCUUCACUUGUACGAGAGGGGCCAUGAGUGUGCCUCACAAUGUUUACAGGUGGAUCCAGGAGUACCGAGGCGAGCAGGAGGCCCCCUUGUUGGGCGAGGUCCUCGACGAGUUCUUUGUCAUG
Messenger RNA from Prorocentrum cordatum, 2835 nucleotides. Lineage: Eukaryota; Dinophyceae; Prorocentrales; Prorocentraceae. The record is from the annotation of a GenBank genome assembly.